AGCCGCGGACCGGCCCAAGCAGCGCUGAGCCCCGGGCAGCGGGGAGGGGGGACCUGCUGCACGCUCCCCCUCCUCCCGCCCCCAGCCCCGACCUGCAUAUAUAGCCGCCUGCCUAAGCGGGAGAGCGCUGCGGGCAGAGCCGCCUGCCCCGCCGGGCUGCGGGGGCCGCAUGGCUGCGGCGCUGGGCACGGACCCAGGCAGCAGCGGGAGGCGGCGGCAGCGGCGGCGGAGGAGGAGGACGGCGGCGGCGGGAGGCUCCGGGCACUGAGUGGGAGGAGAGUUUGCGGAGCGAGCCGGCAGCAUGUGCUGAAGUAGCCGCCGCCAGCCCGAGCGGCUCGGGGACGCCGGCGGGGCAGCGCCAUGGGGCCGGGCGCGCGCUGAGGCCGGGCGGCGGGUCCCGCGACCGCCCAUGCCGGGCCGGCCCCACGGGGGGGCGGCGGCGGCGGCCCCGCGGGAGGAGCCGGGGGAGGCGCUGCCGUGAUGGCCCUGGCCGAGAAGCGGGAGAAGCGCUUCGCCUUCGCGCCCAUGACGAUGGAGGAGGAGGACGGCGCCGCCCUGCGGAACGGCCCCGGCCCCGGCCCCGGCUCCGGCUCCGGCUCCGGGCGGGCGGCGGCGGCGGCAGGGGGGCAGUGGGCGGACGCCGCCCGGCCGCGCACCACGGAGCGGCACAUCGCCGUGCACAAGCGCCUGGUGCUGGGCUUCGCCGUGUCCAUCGUGGCGCUGCUGCUGCUCACCGUGAUCGCCGUGCUGCUCGGCGUGCGCUUCGAGGAGUGCGGUCCCGCGCGCGGCAACGCCAGCCUGCCCGGCCCGGCCCGGCGCCACCACGCCGCGGGGGAGCCCCCCGGCCGGCGGCAAGAGCAGGAGGCGCCGGAGGAGCGGCAGCGGCAGCAGGAGCAGGGCGAGGAGCAGGAGGAGGAGGAGGAGGAGGAGUGGCAGCGGCGGCGCCUGCAGCCGCCCUGGACCCAGGCGCGCCUGCCCCGGCACGUGCGGCCGCUGCACUACAACCUCAUGCUGAGCGCCUUCCUGGACAACUUCACCUUCUGCGGGGAGGUGAACGUGCACCUGGAGUGCCUCAACGCCAGCCGCUACAUCGUGCUGCACGCCCAGCGCCUGCACGUGCAGGCCGUCCGCGUGGCCGAGGACCGGCUGGCGGGCGGCCUGCGCGUGGCCGGCUUCUUCCUGCACCCGCCCACGCAGGUCUUCGUGGUGGUCCUCAACCGCAGCCUGGAGGCGCGCCGCACCUACAACCUCAAGAUCGUCUACAGCGCCCUCAUCGAGAACGAGCUGCUCGGCUUCUUCCGCAGCUCCUACGUGCUGCACGGCGAGAGGAGAUUUCUUGCCGUUACGCAGUUUUCUCCUACUCAUGCCAGAAAAGCUUUUCCUUGCUUUGAUGAACCCAUCUACAAAGCCACUUUCAAAAUCAGCAUCCGGCAUCAAGCAACCUAUUUGUCUUUGUCCAAUAUGCCAGUUGAAACUUCUGUUUUUGAAGAAGAUGGAUGGGUUACGGAUCACUUUUCACAGACUCCUCUUAUGUCCACAUAUUAUCUAGCUUGGGCUGUUUGCAACUUUACUUACCGAGAGACGAUCACCAAGAGUGGAGUUGUUGUGAGAUUGUAUGCCAGGCCGGAUGCAAUCAGAAGAGGAUCUGGAGACUAUGCUUUAAAUAUUACAAGGAGACUCAUUGAAUUUUAUGAAGACUACUUUAAAGUGCCCUAUUCCCUGCCCAAAUUAGAUCUGUUAGCUGUGCCUAAGCAUCCGUAUGCUGCUAUGGAGAACUGGGGACUAAGUGUUUUUGUGGAGCAAAGGAUACUGCUUGAUCCAAGCAUUUCGUCUAUACCCUACUUAUUGGAUGUCACCAUGGUCAUCGUACAUGAGUUAUGCCAUCAGUGGUUUGGUGACCUUGUGACUCCAGUGUGGUGGGAGGACGUGUGGCUAAAAGAAGGUUUUGCUCACUAUUUUGAAUUUGUUGGGACAGACUACCUCUACCCAGGCUGGAAUAUGGAAAAGCAGAGAUUUCUGACAGAUGUCGUACAUGAAGUGAUGCUGCUUGAUGGUUUGGCCAGUUCACAUCCAGUAUCACAGGAGGUGCAACAAGCCACAGACAUUGACAGGGUGUUUGACUGGAUCGCCUACAAAAAGGGUGCAGCUUUAAUUCGAAUGUUGGCUAAUUUUAUGGGUCACUCGGUGUUUCAGAUGGGCUUACAAGACUAUUUAACCAUUCACAUGUAUGGUAAUGCAGCCAGAAACGAUCUCUGGAAUACACUGUCAAAGGCACUAAAAAAAGUUGGAAAAUCAGUAAAUAUUCAAGAAGUAAUGGAUCAAUGGACAUUACAGAUGGGUUACCCUGUUAUCACCAUAAUAAGAAAUGAAACUGCAGUCAGUACCGUAGAAAUCUUUCAAGAGCGCUUUAUUUAUGACAUAAAUGCUAAAACCAAGGAUCCCAUUCUUGGAAACAACAGCUACUUGUGGCAGAUUCCAUUAACAAUUGCAGUAGGAAAUACGAGCCACAUCUCAUCAGAGGCAAUUAUAUGGGUGUCUAACAAAUCAGAAUACCACAGAAUUCCUGCCUUAGAUGAGGCAAAUUGGUUGCUGGGUAACAUCAAUCAAACUGGCUACUUCAGGGUUAACUAUGACAUUAGGAAUUGGAGACUGUUAAUUAACCAACUGAUGAGGAACCACGAGGUUAUCUCAGUCAGUAAUCGAGCAGGUUUGAUCGAUGAUGCAUUCAAUUUAGCCAGAGCUGGCUAUUUGCCUCAAAGUAUUCCUCUGGAGAUUAUCAGAUACCUUUCUGAAGAGAAGGAUUUUCUGCCUUGGCAUGCUGCCAGCCGAGCUCUUUAUCCUCUAGAUAAAUUACUGGACCGCACAGAAAACUACAACAUUUUCAAUGAAUAUAUUUUAAAACAAGUUGCAUCGAUGUAUCUCAAGCUUGGAUGGCCAACAAAUAAUUUAAACAGAUCCCUUAUUCAAGCUCCCUAUCAACAUGAAGAAUUGCGUCGAGAAGUCAUCAUGCUGGCCUGCAGCUUUGGUAACAAACACUGUCACCAGCAAGCUGCAACAUUAAUCUCCGAUUGGAUUUCCAGCAACAGAAACCGAAUCCCACUUAACGUCAGAGACAUUGUCUACUGUACAGGAGUUUCAUUGAUGGAUGAAGAUGUAUGGGAGUUCAUUUGGAUGAAAUUCCACUCUACCACAGCAGUAUCUGAGAAGAAAAUACUGUUGGAAGCCUUAACUUGCAGUGAUGACAGAAACUUAUUAAACAGGCUUCUGAAUCUGUCCCUCAAUUCAGAAGUUGUUCUGGAUCAGGAUGCAAUUGAUGUCAUAAUCCAUGUUGCUCGAAAUCCACAUGGCAGGGAUCUUGCCUGGAAGUUUUUCAGAGAGAAAUGGAAAAUAUUAAAUACCAGGUACGGAGAAGCAUUAUUUAUGAAUUCUAAACUUAUCAGUGGCGUCACAGAAUUCCUUAAUACCGAGGUAGAACUAAAUGAGCUAAAGAACUUUAUAAAGAGCUAUGAGGAGGGAGCUGCUGCCUCUUUCUCUCGAGCUGUGGAAACAGUGGAAGCCAAUGUGCGAUGGCAAAAGCUUUAUAAAGAAGAACUCUUCCAGUGGCUAAGAAAAUCCCUGGCACACUAAUCCAUGUCUCUAAUUAACCAUUUAACAUGAAGUUUGCAAGAAGUGCAUUUUGAGAGAUUCUAAAUGCAUUUGACAUUGAAAUAAUGAAGACAAGAUCAGAAAUACAGGGAGGUUUCUUUUGCACUGGGCUCUUUUAAAACUGUAAAAGCAAACAAACUCGUGAAAGAAGAGGUCAUGAUGCUUGUGAAAUCCGGCCCUCUGUGUACAUGACCAAACAUGAUAUUAAGUGGUGCAUGUAAAUGUUACCGUCAGUUUGAAAAAAACUUCAGAGUAUUUUGUGCAUGGUUGUAUGGUCCCUGCCUGUAUUCUUAGCAUGCUCACUUACAAUGGCCAAGUUUUGUAUGUAAAUUCCUGUUACAUCAAAGAUGGGCAUUAUGCAAAAGCACAAAGACUAUGACAAUCAGUGUUGUUAUGAACAGAAGGAUUGAAAGGAAGGAAAGGGAAAUGUGAAAGGCUCAAAACACAGGAGCAGCAUGAGAAGUCAAGUCACCCAUCCAUGAUAGAUGCCAAUUAUUGCAGCACUAUUUCAGAUUGUCUCUUACUGAUUAUAAGGAUGCCAACUCAUUUUUGAGUUGCCAAUUGUUAUAUAUGCAGUCUCCAUAUUCCCAUACUUAAAUAAAAUGUACAUAUAUAUUGAGAGAAAAAGAUAUCACUCAUAUAGUACUGUAAUUGUAUAAGUCAAUCUUGUUCACUGCUGAUCAGUGAAUCAACAAAUUUUGAGUUUUAAUCGUGGACGUAUGCAGUGUUUAUGGUGAGAAAUUUGCAUAGCUGUUUGGACCAAAUCCAUAAACCAUCUCAAUGCAAGGGUAUUCAGGAUGGGUUCCUCAACCUGUGCAGUAGUUAGUUAUGCAGCUGCUAAUGCACAAGUUUCAGAAAUACUUAUCAAAUUCAGAUGGAGAUAGGCAAAAGGGGAGAAUAACUUGCAUCCAUGAACACAAAAUUAAACAGGAAGCUACCUUGCACAUGACAGGUCAGCCUCAAUAAUGAUCUGGUAUAAAAGCCGAAUUACUUAAAUUGUCUACAGUUGAGUCAGCAGCAGAGUGACAUUUUCGUAAAUACAGGACCUGCCAUUUUUGCCAACUUUUUAAAAAAGAAAAAGUGAAAUAUGGAGUUAUAUAUUUGUAGUGAAUAAUAUUGAGAAAAUUCUCCUUCCAUAUUCAUUUCCUUUUACUACACCUAAGGGGAGUGUCGGUGUUCUAAACCUACAUGCAGUAUUUAUUUCUAAUCAUAUAUUCAAGAGAGCAGGAAUAUAAUGAAUCUGUAGUAUAUAAUGGUAUUCUGCAUUCUUGGUGCCCUUUCUUGGGGAUAAAACUUGAUUUCCUCAUCUUACGGCCAUAUGCUCCCUGAGCAUUACCACAGGGAAAAGAGCAGUCACAGAAAACUCAUGGGAAACGGACUGUGGCUAUUCAGACAGGAGACGGUAGAUAUACAGUAGUAUUUCUGUGCCCCACCAUUUGACAACAGUAUGGCAUAUCAGCUCUGCUCCUCUGGAGGAGUAUGGGGGAGAGCCAUUCCCUUCAAAAUGCAUAGAAGCUCACAAAAUGCAUCAUAGUAGCAUUAACUCAUUCUAAAUAGACUUUUUUCACAGAUAGGAUAUAAGUAAGCUCCAUUAGUCGAUGAGCCCCAACAUGGUCAACUGCCAGAUUGAAGUACAGCGUUGUGUAGAGAGCACUUUCUAAUAUAGCCUCUUGUUCCCAUGGAACUUUUGAUCCUCAAGAGCUGGUAGGCACGUCCCAGGAGUAUUCUGCCCUACUGCUAACUGUACUGACGCAGGCCAGUGCAGCAGAACACCACUAGCCCAAAAGCUGCAGUUCUUGAUCCUUCCAUUGUGUAUCUUUUACCAUGCAAAGGGUGUGGUUGUGUCGGACCAAGUAUUUAAAACUCUUGUUUUGCUUAGUAGCGUGCAGGACUGCUGACCUCGUAUAACCAAAAGUAGAGGGAGUUCUUUGCUCUUAUGUGACAUGCAGUGUAGUAAGCCCUAAACAUCCGUGCUGUGUUGCAAUGUUAGCGAGCUGCUGAUUUUCUCCCGGAGACAUUUUCAUGUCUGUAAUGAGUAAAGUCCUCCUUAUGUAUCUUUUACCUACCUCACAGGGGUGUUGUGAGGCUUGAUUAAUGUUAGCAAAGCACUUUAAUGCUCUCUGAUGAAAGGCACUACAAAGUGUGAAGUAUUUUUUGCGUGGUUGACCAAACUCUGCCUCAAUGCCAAUAUGUAGCUGCACAUUGUGUGAUUCCUUUAUGAGAAAAUAGCAUGCAGCUCUCUUACAAUAAAAACAAAGCCAAAAAAUUCUUGGCAAUUCCCUUCAGAUUUUACUAGCCAAAGACUCUCCAGAAAGUUUGAUGCUUAAACAUGAACUGGCUUGAAAAAUUUAGAAAAAAAGAUAUGUACCCAAUGGUCUGUAUGUUUCAAACUACAUUGUGGAUCAUCUUCAUUAACUUUUUGUCACUGCAGUUAGAACUCCAUACAUUCAGGACAUAUGUAGAAGUUUCUGAUCUUUUUAAUGAUUAUGGGCUAAUCUAAAGGGCAGGCUGAUUCAUUCAAAUUGAGAGAUUUUGUUCUGGUUGUGAAUUUCGGAGAGUACAGAACAGUUUUCACUAUUGCUUUUUCAGAUAUGGGAUUUUUGAGGAUUUUUAGUCUUUUCUUGUAAAUUUAGUUAAUGUUGAGUCUAAGUCUAACAUUUUAGUUGCUUUAUAAAUUUUUUAGUGGCCUUGAGUGACUGGUCUACCACAAAUAUCAAACCUAGUUGUAUGUAUUAUACAUACCUAUUGUUGUAUUGCUUAUAAUUAUUGUAUUAUAGAGAUGUUGGUUUUACUGCUAUAGUUAAGGCUGACUUGGCCUUUCAUUAUAAACCCCUAAUCUUUAUUUUUGAUAUUUUGUAAUUUGCUGUUUCACAUUGAAUCAGGCUUAAAUUUAAAUGGCUUAAAUUCAAUAAAAGUAUAGUUGUUUUCUACAAUA
Molecule: messenger RNA, 6580 nt
Organism: Alligator mississippiensis (American alligator)
Lineage: Eukaryota; Metazoa; Chordata; Crocodylia; Alligatoridae
Gene: TRHDE
Product: thyrotropin releasing hormone degrading enzyme
Exons: 19
Coding region: 481-3627 (1048 amino acids)
Biological process (GO): peptide catabolic process; proteolysis
Cellular component (GO): cytoplasm
Molecular function (GO): zinc ion binding; metalloaminopeptidase activity; peptide binding
Source: RefSeq, a predicted model, not a curated record